Messenger RNA from Tarenaya hassleriana, 1661 nucleotides. Its product is annotated as VAN3-binding protein. The record is from RefSeq and is a predicted model, not a curated record. The transcript is spliced from 8 exons. NCBI's taxonomy places the organism in Eukaryota, Viridiplantae, Streptophyta, Magnoliopsida, Brassicales, Cleomaceae. Bases 13 to 1359 code for a protein of 448 amino acids. Gene Ontology annotation, biological process: leaf vascular tissue pattern formation; phloem or xylem histogenesis; auxin-activated signaling pathway.
CUCUCUCUCUCAAUGGACAAAACCGUCGGAGAAUUGUGGAAACCGGAGGCGCUUUUCCGACCACCGGAGACGCCAGUGGAGCCCAUGGAGUUCCUAUCGAGGACGUGGAGCGCCGCCGCUCUGGAAGUCUCUAGAGCCGUCGCGUCGCCGCAGAUGCGCGUCGCCGAUAUCCGUGGCGAGGAUGACGUCACGCCGGCGCCGGAGGAUGACGUCACGAUGGUGCGUGGGGAAGAGAGCGGCGUCGUUUCUGGGAACCCCUUCUCGUUCGCUUCAUCGGAGACUUCUCAGGUGGUCAUGGAACGUAUCAUGUCUCAGUCACCGGAGAUUGCAUCGCCGAGGACUUCAGGGAGGCUUUCACAUAGUUGCAAUUCGUUUUCAGACAGCCCUCCGGUCUCUCCCUCCGAUUUCAAGCACUUCUACCGCAUUAACCCAUCCGUCAACGCCCAUUUACAUCACUCACCCUCCGCCGCCGCCUCCGGCAGCAGUGGCUCCAAGACCGUCGGACGGUGGCUGAAGGAUCGGAGGGAGAAGAAAAGGGAGGAGGCGCGGGCCCAUAACGCCCAGCUCCACGCCGCCGUGUCCGUCGCCGGAGUUGCGGCGGCCGUAGCGGCGAUCGUCGCCGCGGCCGCAGCUCAGUUGAGUUCCGGAAAGGACGGAGAAAUGGCCAGGACGGACAUGGCGGUGGCCUCCGCCGCGACGCUGGUGGCGGCGCAGUGCGUGGAGGCGGCGGAGGCGCUUGGGGCCGACAGGGAGCAGUUGGCCGCCGUCGUUGGCUCCGCCGUGAAUGUCCGCUCCGCCGGAGAUAUCAUGACGUUGACCGCCGCGGCGGCCACAGCAUUGAGGGGAGCAGCUACACUGAAGGCGAGGGCGUUGAAGGAUGUAUGGAACAUUGCGGCCGUAAUUCCAGUGGAUAAAGGAACGGCAGUGGGAGGUUCGUGCGUUGGUUAUGGCGCCGAGUUCAUUCCUGAUGAUACUCUCUUUGGCAUGUGCAACAGAGAUUUGCUCGCCAAAGGCUGUGGACUGCUCAAGCGCACCCGCAAAGGCGAUCUUCAUUGGAAAAUAGUUUCGGUAUAUGUGAACAGAACAAACCAGGUAAUGUUGAAGAUGAAGAGCAAACAUGUCGCCGGGACCAUCACGAAGAAGAAAAAGAAUGUGGUAGUGGAUGUGGUGAGGAAUAUUCCGGCAUGGCCUGGCAGAGAGUUGAUGGGGGGCGGGGAGAAUCUGAGGUAUUUCGGGCUAAAGACAAUGGAGAGAGGAGUGAUUGAGUUCGAGUGCCGAAGCCAAAGGGAAUAUGAUCUUUGGACAAAAGGUGUUUCCAUGCUCAUAUCCUCUGUUUCAGAUAGAAGGUGCGGACGUUGAGAGCAAAAAGGGCGGUGGAUUUUGUGUGAAUCAGAAAGGAAAAUUGGGGGGAAGAGGAGGGGUAAAACGGAUAUUUUCACUUUUUAUGGGGUGAUUGUGUAAUAGUGUAAUACAUGAAAUGUGGACCUUUCUGAACAAGAAUAGAUCUUUGUGGGAGAAAAUAUAAUUAUAUAUAUCUUCCUUAUUUUGUAAGUUUGGGGCUGAUUUGGUUUCGCAUUGUAAUUGGGCUGAUCUAUUGGGCCUAAGAAAUUGGGCUUUGAAGCCCAACUAGUGCCAUGGAUACCGGAGGGUUAUUUGGUAAA